AUGCCAGCACUGGUCGCAGCUAGCCCCGCUUCUCAUGUCCCUUCGCGUCCAGAGGCGGAGCGUGAGCAGCUCGAGGCAAGGCAAACAAUUGCACGGUGGAUCGCUGACGGAGUCAGCGCUUCUCCACCUGCCUACGUGCGAUAUCUUGCCAAUGCAAUAGCGAGGGCCACGCGCCUUCUUUGUGAGGCAGGAAGCAGUGAAGGAUCAUCGGCCGCAGUAGCAUCAUCAGUCAGUCUUUGUCCUGCGCAAGCUCACUACCCCCUCGCUGUCGAUGAAAACUUCCAAAAGGAUAAGAAAGAGAUCGAACUACGCGUCUCCGAAAUCGAGUCGGAACCCCUGGCUUCUUCGAGAACACGCGAUAUGGGAUGGCACCGCCUGAGUGGUUGUGAGCGUGACAAGGCUUCCGUGCAGGUCGGUCAGAAAGUUCCGAUUUGCAGUUUGGCCGAAGCGACGAACCAGCAAGAUCGCCACGGAUGCCAGAGUGUGAAGAUUGUUAAGCGGCACGAACAGAGGGAACGCCUCCGCCAUACGAAUUUGGCUGGCAAUAACUGCGUUUCCCGUCGGGCGGCUGUGCCAGAGCAGAAGAUUUCUGCCAGCGUGAAGAUCAGUAUUGCGCAUGGGGACCCAGAAGAAAAGCGGACGACUCGUCUGGGUCCUAAACGUGCACCGUCACCUCAAAGCAAUCCUCCAGUUUCGCGCCACAGUACUGAAGCACGCGAACAUCAAGGCGGACUUGGACUGAGCCUUUUAGGAGAAGCAGUAAGCUACGCAUUCUGUGAAGCCACGCCGACAGAGGAACUUGAACAAUUGUGUAGCGCUGUGUGUGACUUGGUGCCAAUCGUGUUGACACAUGUCAUAAAAAUUGAGCUUCAGCAGCAAGAGCACCAAGGCAAAGCCGGAUCACACGGAACAGCCUCCCGGAUGCUUGCAUCGAAUUCUGCGAGCGGUCACUCGGACUGGAAGGCCAGCAUGCUGGGAGAUCUGGACGAUGCGAGCGGCGUUGAUGCCAGAUUUCCAGACCGUCCGACAGUGAAACACGAAACAAAGUCCGCUUGA
This is a messenger RNA of Besnoitia besnoiti, 1056 nucleotides long. RefSeq lists its product as uncharacterized. NCBI's taxonomy places the organism in Eukaryota, Apicomplexa, Conoidasida, Eucoccidiorida, Sarcocystidae. The record is from RefSeq and is a predicted model, not a curated record. Bases 1 to 1056 code for a protein of 351 amino acids. The transcript has a single exon.